AUGAAGACGUUCCUGAACUCGUUCAAGAGCGAGCAAGUUGCCGAGCAACCCGCAGAGACCCCCCUAACCAUCGAAGAAUGCAAGACAAAGUGGCAAGAAGCUAUCAACGACGAACUUAGGUCUCGAGAGAAGCGGCAGCGCAAUGAUGGCGUCCAUAUUCAUCACUACAAUUGGCAAGGAGACCCGGUAUUUGAACCGAGCAAUACGGAGCCCGAGGUGUCGCUUUUCGUCAUUGACCUCGACAAGAGUAACCGGGCCGUCGCGAUGCGUGACAUGGAGCGGAUCACAAGCAUCACUAAAAACGCAAUGAGAUACAUUGACCCGGUCAUCACGUUGCUCCCGGGGAGCGAAAUCCCUGUGGGCCAGGAGACAUCGACGACGCACAAGGCCAAGGGUUGGGCGGCCAAAUUCUACACCAUACAUGGCUCGUGGAAAUACGACGAAACGGAACGCAAGACGGCUUAUUUGGAUAGAGGUGAUGUCGAUCAAUAUAGAACAAGACCAAGCGUGCGGAUUGAGAAUGGGUUCCUCCUUCGACUGUUGGAGCGCGACGAAUCGAUGCGUAAAGCGAUCGGAGUGCCAAAAUGCAGGGAUCGUAAAAACGGGAAUAGAAGACAACGGCGAGCCCCAGUGAAAAGGCCAUCGCCGCUCAGGCAGUGCAUCAAGGCCUCUGAUUUGUAG
This is a messenger RNA of Aspergillus mulundensis, 681 nucleotides long. RefSeq lists its product as uncharacterized. Bases 1 to 681 code for a protein of 226 amino acids. The transcript has a single exon. The record is from RefSeq and is a predicted model, not a curated record. Lineage: Eukaryota; Fungi; Ascomycota; Eurotiomycetes; Eurotiales; Aspergillaceae.